Messenger RNA from Corythoichthys intestinalis (scribbled pipefish), 1335 nucleotides. It is a transcript of the gene txnl4b, whose product is annotated as thioredoxin-like 4B. Gene Ontology annotation, biological process: mRNA splicing, via spliceosome. Lineage: Eukaryota; Metazoa; Chordata; Actinopteri; Syngnathiformes; Syngnathidae. The transcript is spliced from 3 exons. The coding region runs from base 63 to 512 and encodes 149 amino acids. Gene Ontology annotation, cellular component: U5 snRNP; spliceosomal complex; U4/U6 x U5 tri-snRNP complex. The record is from RefSeq and is a predicted model, not a curated record.
CGGUGUUACACUAACUCUAGUGACGACUUCCUCCGUUGGAUAAACACUCGCCGAUUCUGAAAAUGAGUUUAUUUUUGCCAAAAUUGAGCUGUAAAAAAGAAAUAGACGACGUAAUCAAGAGAGUGGCAGAAAAGGUGGUUGUUUUAAGGUUUGGGAGGGAUGAAGACUCUGUCUGUCUUCAAAUAGAUGAAAUUCUCUCAAAAACUGCACACGACUUGAGUAAUAUGGCGUCUAUCUACAUCAUUGAUGUGGAUAAAGCUCCUAUUUACACCAGAUACUUUGACAUCAGUUACAUCCCGUCAACUGUGUUCUUUUUCAAUGGUCAACACAUGAAAGUGGACUAUGGCUCACCAGAUCACACCAAGUUUGUUGGCAGCUUCAAAACCAAGCAGGAUUUCAUGGAUCUUAUUGAGGUCAUAUACAGAGGCGCCAUGCGGGGGAAAAUGAUUGUCCAGAGUCCCAUCGACCCUAAAAACAUCCCGAAAUAUGACCUUCUAUAUCAUGGGAUUUAAGAACUACAAUUAUGUUGUGUAUGACAUGUUGACUAUUGUGAUUUCUGUUCAGCAAAAUUGUGCUUGUGCAAGUGUCUUCUUUUGACUCUUGGUCAUUCACAUUAUGGUACUCAACAAAGGUUGAAUCAAGACAACUAGACUUUCUCAACCUUUGUGGGCAGCUUGAUGGAGUGAAUUAUGCUUCAAUAGAACGCCUUUAUGAGUAUUUUCACUCAGCUCGAUGGAACCGGAUGUUAGAAACUCUCUCUCUAUAUUUUAUCAUGUGUGUUGUUAUGUUUCCUAUGGAAAACAAGUUACACACUAAAUGUGUGUUAAACCAAUAAUGUUUUUUUGUUGAAAUAAAGUUUUCUAUGAUAUUUUGUAUCAACUCAAAUACUGUAGCACUACCUCCAUACAUGCAGAUUAAAGACAUUUGUUUUUGUAUUUGCCUUAUACAGUCACAGUAGCAUAGAAUCAUGUAAAUGUUUCUGCAAAGAGGAAUUUACCAAGGGAACAGGUAGUUAUUGUAGUAGUAACCUUUGGCACAAGUCCAGUACUCACUGCCUCUAGUUAAGGAAACUAACCAUAAGGCCUAACUUGGGAUAUUACUUUUAAUCAUGGUACACUUUAGAGGAAUAUAUCAGUGUACUAAAGCAAGAUCAGGGGUGAAAGUGGGCCGGAAUGGUCAGGAACGCAGUUCCGGUUUAAGAUUCAGGGCCGGAACGCAGUUCCGAUAUAAGAUGCUUUGAUUCCGAAAGUAUGACGGCAACUGUCAAAACGCUAUGUAAAAAAAAAUAAAAAAAAAAUACAAAGCUGCCACACAUGCAUUUCAUCUCCAAGAAGA